GAUUUGACGUCUCCAGUGACGUUUUGGUGGAGUUUUUGUUCUGGUGCGAGAUGCGAGAAUUUUCCUCAUUUUCCACUGUUCGGAAACCGUGUUUGGUUUAGUUUAGUCGGUCACCUCAUAUGAUUUACAUCGGAGAGUUUGUCCUUGUGUUAUCUCUACGGACAGUUGUGUGAUCGUUAUGAUAAUUUCCUCCAACUGUGUCUUCCUUCCGGGAAAGAAAAACGAGAGAGUGGGAUCUAUUCUGAGAGAAGCUCAUGCAAAAAUAAUUAAAACAGUUUUAGUGGUCACACAUUUUCUGACAAUUGUGCACUGAGGGAUUAGAACCAGAGGAAUUUCUGCAUUACAUCUCUUAAGAGGAUUCGACCAUCGUCCGGAAACAUUCCAAACUCCAUUGCGGAUUUUUAUCAAGCUGAAAUAGAGUGUGAUUUACCAUCUGGCGUGUAGCACCGAUCAUAAGCACGGAAACCACUGUGGGUGGAAAAAGAGUAUAGGACACGUCGCAAAAUACACAAAAGUGUUUUGAAUGCAUAAAGAUGUCGAGGUAACAGGAAGCAGAGAUUGGAUUUAUAUUGAAUUUAUAUCUCAUCCCAAAAAAGCUUCAAGAAGAAUGACAAGUGCAAAGCUGGUGGAAUUGUGUCGGGAUUAGUGUUGGGUGAUUGUGUGGGUGGGUAAAACGGCAAAGAGUUAUGUUGGUGAAGUAGGAAAAAAAAACAGAGAGACACGGAGACGGUUGAAAGAAAGGCAAGGAAAAAAAAGAGAAAAGUCCUGGCAUAAUCGUGGGUGUUAAACAAACGGAAAAGAAGGGGUACACAGCAAGUGUGAAUAUUUAAAUUUGAAUUUUGACACCAGUUUUGGGGGUGGACUUGAGCAGGGCCAGGAAACAGUGUUACGGGGUGAGAAAAGUCAGGAAAAAAAGCAUGAGAUUGGGUGUGAGGAAUCGACGGGCGGCCCUUUUUGGGGUAAUUUGCCUCCUUGCUGUUACAAUGGUCCUGUUUAAAUUCACCGAGCUUCGACCGACGUGCCUCUUUAAGGAUGAGCAAACGGCUCCAAUGAUGAUACGGGAUGAGAAAUUCGUUGUUGGAAUGGAUCAAAAGGUAUAUCCCUAUCACAGAAAUAUGCCAUUGAUUUUCAUCGGGGGUGUUCCACGUUCUGGUACAACACUCAUGCGAGCUAUGCUUGACGCUCAUCCGGAUGUACGAUGUGGUCAGGAGACAAGAGUAAUUCCCCGUAUCUUGCAAUUGAGAUCACAUUGGUUGAAGUCAGAGAAGGAGAGUGUACGAUUGCAAGAGGCUGGUAUCAGUAAGGAAGUGAUGAAUAGUGCAAUUGCUCAGUUUUGUUUGGAAAUAAUUGCCAAACAUGGUGAACCAGCAUCGAGAUUGUGCAACAAGGAUCCACUGACACUUAAAAUGGGAUCCUAUGUCAUUGAGCUUUUCCCUCAGGCAAAAUUCCUAUUUAUGGUACGAGAUGGACGUGCUACUGUGCAUUCCAUUAUAUCGAGAAAAGUGACAAUAACAGGAUUCGAUCUGACUAGCUAUCGGCAAUGUCUCACCAAAUGGAAUCAUGCCAUUGAAACCAUGCAUGAACAGUGCAGAGAAAUUGGCAGAGAUCGAUGUAUGAUGGUUUACUACGAGCAGUUAGUUUUACAUCCCGAAGAGUGGAUGAGAAAAAUCCUAAAAUUCCUCGAUGUUCCAUGGAAUGAAAGUGUUUUGCAUCAUGAGGAAUUUAUAAAUAAACCAAAUGGAGUCUCUCUUUCUAAGGUGGAGAGAUCAUCAGAUCAAGUGAUUAAGCCGGUAAAUUUGGAAGCCAUGAGCAAAUGGGUGGGCCACAUUCCUGAUGAUGUGGUCCGCGAUAUGGCCGAUAUAGCACCAAUGCUAUCAAUUCUCGGCUAUGAUCCCUAUGCCAAUCCUCCCGAUUAUGGUAAGCCAGACUCUUGGGUGAAGGAUAAUACGUCUAAAGUAAAGGCAAAUAAGAAGUUGUGGGAUAUCAGAGCGGAUCAACUUCUUAAUCGUAAUGAGGUGUAUGACAAAGAUGAGAAGGAGAAUAAUAAUUCGAAUUCAGACGAUACUGAGGCACAGGGAGAUCAGGGUGGUGCAGGUGGGAGUGAAACUGAAGCUGGGGGAGGCGAUGGCGUGGCUGGUGAUAUGCCUAGAAAUGCCGGAGGUGACGAUAAUGACAUGAAAUCGUGAUACUGGACCAUUAGAAUGAGGCAUUUACUAUAGCAUUAAGCAUAUUGUGUGUGCGAGUGUGAAUAUUUUUUUACAUUGUUUUUUUUUCCUUAUCCAACUUUUAUUUAUUGUACCAGAUUUAUUUUUUUGCAAAAAGUGGCGCAAAAAAACUAUUUUAUCAAAAUGUGAAUAACCGAAUUGAAAACGUUACAGAAAAUAUGAUUUUUAGAAAAGGUGGUUACUUUUUUUUUUAAUCAAUUUCGAGCGAGUGUGGAAGUUUUAAAAGUGACGGAAAAAAUGCUAAUAAAAUUGUUCAUUGUGCAAUUAAUUGCCUGAUAAUGUGUGCUAUAUAUAUAUUAUAUAUUUGUUUAUAUGAUAAUAAUUAUUAAUUGCGCAAAAGAUAGAAUAAUAAUUAGUUAAUGAAGGACAAUUUAAUUAUUCACUAAUGUUGACAAUGAACAUUUUAAGAGGAAAAAUAUUGUGAUUUUACCGGGGUAUGAGUGAUUUAUGAAGAUGAGAAAGAGAAAUAAUUAAAUUGAGAAGAUAAGAACUAAAACAAGAACUAAUCAAAGUUUAAUAUUUUAUCUUUGAAAGACACAGAAAAAAAAUCUUAUUGUAAAUAUUAUGUUAUUUGUAAAAAAAAAAGAAAGAAGGGAGACGAAAUAGAUAAGAAAAAUUGCAUAUAAACACAUAAAUUUA
Messenger RNA from Phlebotomus papatasi, 2864 nucleotides. RefSeq names its product protein-tyrosine sulfotransferase (gene Tpst). Gene Ontology annotation, cellular component: Golgi apparatus. Gene Ontology annotation, molecular function: protein-tyrosine sulfotransferase activity. The record is from RefSeq and is a predicted model, not a curated record. Gene Ontology annotation, biological process: peptidyl-tyrosine sulfation. Bases 918 to 2186 code for a protein of 422 amino acids. NCBI's taxonomy places the organism in Eukaryota, Metazoa, Arthropoda, Insecta, Diptera, Psychodidae. The transcript has 10 exons.